Mya arenaria is the source of this 504-nucleotide messenger RNA. RefSeq lists its product as uncharacterized. The transcript has 5 exons. The record is from RefSeq and is a predicted model, not a curated record. Lineage: Eukaryota; Metazoa; Mollusca; Bivalvia; Myida; Myidae. Bases 1 to 504 code for a protein of 167 amino acids.
AUGUUUGAUGGAAAUGUCAGGGGCGUUUCUCCAGACAAAGUCCCGCAAAAAAUUGAGGUUGUUGUUAUUCUGAAGCACUACAAUAAAAACGAUGAGCAAAGGGUCUCAAAGUACAUCGAAACUGCUUUCAUGGAAGCCGUAAAGAAAUAUGACGUUGCAGUUUUCACUUCUCAGGAUAGGAAAGCAUUAAACACUUAUCAAGAAGAAGCAGCAUUCUUUGCUUCUGAAGAUGUGAAGGAACAUAUACAAUUCUAUGUCAAAAGAUUGUUCGAAGGACGACAAAGAGUAACGUCAGUGACAACAGGAUGUGUGAAACUCAAGAUUCAAUGCGAAACAGUCAGGGCAGUAAUUGAUCUGUUGGAACAGAGCAUUGAUGGCCUCCUAACUGUUAACCUAGUGACGUUGGAGGAUAAAAUACGGCUGAUCCAUGGGCAUGAGCUGUUUGAUGUUUACAGACCGUUGCAUUCGGAGGAUACAGACGAGGAAGACUUCACGAGAAGCUGA